AGAGAGAGAGAGAGAGAGAAGAAAGAGAGGGAGAGACAUAUACUGCCAAUUUGCAAAUUUGAUCUUCGUCACCAAAUGGGGAGAGAAGAAAGGAGAAUGGAGAUUGAUCUGUCCCUGAAAAUAGAUGCUAAAGAAGAAGAAGAGGAAGAGGAGGAGGAGGAAGAAGAGGAAGUGGAAGAGGAGGAGAAGGAUGUGGAAGAAGCAAAGGAAACGAUGGAAGAGGAUGAUAAUCAAGAUAGAGAAGUGAUGACAGCAAUAGCUGCCACCGGAGAAGUUGAAGUUGGUGCACCAUUGGAAUUCUCCUUGCAAGAAAACAUGAAGACAGAAGAGUUGUCUGUCUUACAGAUGGAGAUGAGUCGCAUGAAAGAAGAGAAUAAAGUGUUAAGGAAAGUGGUGGAGAAAACUAUGCAGGAUUACUAUGACCUGCAGAUGAAAUUUGCUGCUAUUCAGCAGAACAACCAAAAGAAGGAUCCUCAAAUCUUUCUCUCUCUCAGUGGAAAUGAAAACUCAAGUCAAGAACAGCAGCCAAAUCCGAGAACCUCUAAUGUCAAUAACCAAAAACAAGGGUCGCCAUCACAAGAUGAUAAUGAUGAAGAGAACGAACUAGGGUUGUCAUUGAGGCUUCAAACCAUUUCCAGCCAACGAGAAAUAAGACAAGGAGAUCAGAAGGAAGAUCAGCGCAAGGAAUUAGAAAGUCAAGAGAUUACCUCAAAUGUUGCAUCAGUGCAAAAUAAGCUUGACCAAAGCCAUUUAUCUGCAAUCACGAGCCAUGCUGCUUCCCCACCCAACAGGAAAGCUAGGGUUUCUGUUAGAGCAAGAUGUCAAACAGCAACAAUGAAUGAUGGGUGCCAAUGGAGGAAAUAUGGUCAGAAAAUUGCUAAAGGAAAUCCUUGCCCACGAGCCUACUAUCGUUGCACGGUAGCACCAGGCUGCCCAGUCAGGAAACAAGUGCAACGAUGCCUGGAGGACAUGUCGAUUCUGAUUACAACUUAUGAAGGAACUCACAAUCAUCCACUUCCUGUUGGUGCAACAGCCAUGGCUUCAACAGCCUCAGCAGCAGCAGCUUCCUUCAUGUUACUUGAUUCAAGUAACCCUCUCUCAAAUGGUAUCCCAAACAUCACUCAAGCCACCCUCCCUUACCAAAAUCCUCAUCUGAUAAACUCAGCCAAUCCAUCCAACAAUGUUAGGAACAUGACCCUCAACGACCCUUCAAAAGGAAUCGUUCUUGACCUCACAAACAAUCACCAUUUCGAUCACCAUCAACUGCCAAUAACAGCAAGCUCUUCCUCCCAUUCCUCAGCUCAUCAACAAGCUUUUCCUUGGAUGCCAAGCAGAUUAAACUACCACAAUGCCAACCCUUUACCAAGCAAUGCAUUUGCUACCUCCAGGACAAACGAGAGAGAAUGGAAAUCUGAUGAAGACAAGUCACUAGCUGAAAAUGUCACAGCAAUUGCUUCAGAUCCUAAAUUCAGGGUGGCUGUUGCUGCUGCUAUUACAUCUCUAAUAAAUAAAGAAAGCCAAAACACUCAUCCUAUUCCUAUUGCUUCUUCGUUUGUUGGUAGGGAGGGAGAGAGAGGGAGCUCUAGUACCAACAAUUGGGUACUUGAAUCUCUCUCGGGAACUGGUAAGCCCAUUCAGCAUUCACCUUAGAAGUUAGUAAAAGAUUAAUUAUUUUGGGCAACACUUUGUUUAUUAAACUUUAAAUUAAGACAGAUAUUAAAGGGUAUAUACAAAGGUUAUGUACUUUUAUCUUGUCUACAUUUGCUUUCUCCCUCCUUAAUAAGACUUAUACUGAAA
Messenger RNA from Theobroma cacao (cacao), 1797 nucleotides. RefSeq names its product WRKY DNA-binding protein 9 (gene WRKY9). Lineage: Eukaryota; Viridiplantae; Streptophyta; Magnoliopsida; Malvales; Malvaceae. Gene Ontology annotation, biological process: regulation of DNA-templated transcription. The record is from RefSeq and is a predicted model, not a curated record. Gene Ontology annotation, molecular function: DNA-binding transcription factor activity; sequence-specific DNA binding.